Nilaparvata lugens (brown planthopper) is the source of this 1815-nucleotide messenger RNA. Its product is annotated as zinc finger protein 2-like. The transcript has a single exon. Gene Ontology annotation, molecular function: RNA polymerase II cis-regulatory region sequence-specific DNA binding; DNA-binding transcription factor activity, RNA polymerase II-specific. The record is from RefSeq and is a predicted model, not a curated record. Lineage: Eukaryota; Metazoa; Arthropoda; Insecta; Hemiptera; Delphacidae. The coding region runs from base 131 to 823 and encodes 230 amino acids. Gene Ontology annotation, cellular component: transcription regulator complex; PcG protein complex. Gene Ontology annotation, biological process: regulation of transcription by RNA polymerase II.
UGGUCUUGCCAUCCACACAUUGGCCCAGUCGCUGGUCUCGCCAUCCACACAUUGGCCCAGUCGCUGGUCUCGCCAUCCACACAUUGACCCCACAACAAGUGACACAUUGAUCACACAAGUGACUGUUCAUAUGCGUACCCACACAAAAGAGAAGCCUUUCCAGUGUUCAGUUUGUACUAAAAGGUUCUCCACUUCUGGUGAAUUGACUGUUCAUAUGCGUACUCACACAAAAGAGAAGCCUUUCCAGUGUACAGUGUGUACUAAAAGGUUCUCCACUUCUGGUGAUUUGACUGUUCAUAUGCGUACUCAUACAAAAGAGAAGCCUUUCCAGUGUACAGUGUGUACUAAAAGGCUCUCCAAUUCUAGAAAUUUUACCAUUCAUAUGCGUACUCACACAAAAGAGAAGCCUUUCCAGUGUACAGUGUGUACUAAAAGUUUCUCCACUUCUGGUGAAUUGACUGUUCAUAUGCGUACCCACACAAAAGAGAAGCCUUUCCAAUGUACAGUGUGUACUAAAAGGUUCUCCACUUCUGGUGUAUUGACUGUUCAUAUGCGUACCCACACAAAAGAGAAGCCUUUCCAGUGUACAGUGUGUACUAAAAGGUUUUCCACUUCUGGUGAUUUAACACGGCAUAUGCGUACUCACACCAAAGAGAUGCCUUUCCAGUGCACAGUCUGUGCAAAAAUGUUCUCUCAGUCAGAAAUUUUGACACGGCAUAUGCAUACUCACACCAAAGAAAAGCCUUUCCAGUGUACAGUCUGUGCAAAAAUGUUCUCUCAGUCAGCAAAUUUGACACGGCAUAUGCAUACCCACUCAGUUUAAAAAAUUCAAUUUCUUCUCUAUCGGUGUGUUUUCUAUGUUUUAUGUUCCUGAAAAUAUUAAGCCUUUGUUUUUCAAUUAUCACCAAUUUUACUUCAUGAUAGUUCAUAAUUUAUACAUUAUACAGUUUAUAGUUACAUAAAGUGUAGUGUUUAGUUUAUAUAAAGUGAUGAAUGUCUCAGUUGAGUUAUAUUGUCAAAUUCAUUGUCCUAAUAGAUCAAAUUUUGUUAGCUUCUUGAGUUCAGCUUGUUCUUGAAUAUAAAUAAACUUUACUCAACUUUUGGUCCACAAACAUCAUCAAGUUCAAUUGAAUUAGAGUUAAUAUUUGCAUAUAGUAUCAAUGUAAUAAUAUUGAUGAAUUACAUAUUAUAAAUGUUUCCUUCCUACUCAUAUUUUUUUGUACACUUCAUUCCUUUCAAUUCCUACAUCCCAUAAAUCUGUGGAAACAAGCGUGAUUUUCAUUCAUCUUUAUAAUAAACAUUCUCAAUAAAAUAUUAUGUAGGUAGUUCAUAAAUAAUUAUGUCAGGAAUAUUAUGAAAAUAUGAAAUAAAAUCAUGUAUAUUAUUAUAAUCACAAUCUCAUUUUAUUUUACACAUCAUUGAGAAUAAUCAUUUACAAAUAAAAAAUAUAUAUAGUCAUAUACAUCAUUUAUAAUAUAUUAUAAUAAAAAAGAGUUGCAGGAACAUAUAAGCUUUCCGCUGAACUCUUUGUUAAAUAAAUCUAUUCAAAGUCUAUCUAUAGAUUUUUCAAAUAAUCAAUACAAGGUUUCAUUUCAAUAGCUAUUUGGAAAAUUGGAUUCUCACUCUAGUAACCAAAGUAAAUCAUUUCAGAUCAAGCAAAGAUCAUGGUAAGUCACGUAAGUUGAUUACUUACUAAAUUUAAAAAUAGGUCAUUGUAAUAAAUACAUCGGACUACUUCGAGAUAGGCUGUUAUAAUAUAAUUUGGUUUCCAAGGAUGUGGUAUUAACUUAUACAGUAGGUAAAUAAGUCCAAAAU